AUGGCAUCCUCCAAGGUGGUGCUCACCACGAAUCCCGAUGUGGCACCGCAGAGUUCCAUUUCGAGCCAGGUAUGGGACGAGGUGGUUGCCGCCACUGAGUCUCAGGACAUGUCCGUCACCCUCCACGAUUUGUUGUUGACCUCCGUUGCCAGAAACGACGCCGUUCCGCCCUCUCACGGGGGAAGGGGAAAGAGAAAGGCUGUGGAGGAACCCGUCGUCGAUAAGGCCACUCUUCAGAAACAGAGAAGGAUGAUCAAAAACAGAGAAUCUGCCGCUAGGUCCAGGGAACGCAAACAGGCUUACACAGUUGAGUUAGAGUCUCUGGUUACAAUUCUCGAGCAAGAGAAAGCUCGAUUGUUAAAGGAAGAGGCUGAUAGGAGAAGGCAGAGGUUCAAUCAGCUCAUGGAGUGGCUUAUUCCAGUUGAGGAGAAGAGUAAACCUAGACGAAUGCUUCGGAGAGUGAAUUCAGCACAGUGGUGA
Molecule: messenger RNA, 480 nt
Organism: Sphenostylis stenocarpa
Lineage: Eukaryota; Viridiplantae; Streptophyta; Magnoliopsida; Fabales; Fabaceae
Source: the annotation of a GenBank genome assembly